Messenger RNA from Elaeis guineensis (African oil palm), 1219 nucleotides. Its product is annotated as zinc finger A20 and AN1 domain-containing stress-associated protein 8. NCBI's taxonomy places the organism in Eukaryota, Viridiplantae, Streptophyta, Magnoliopsida, Arecales, Arecaceae. The record is from RefSeq and is a predicted model, not a curated record. Gene Ontology annotation, molecular function: DNA binding; zinc ion binding.
GCCGGCCUCCCCUAUCCCUUUCCUACGUGGCAAAGGGCGCCGCAUGGGCAGCGCGGGCAGCCUUCACCGGCUCGCGCUGGCAGCACAAGAAAUCUAUCUUAUAAAUAGCUUCUCGCCUCUCUCCAACAUCAAACCUAAUUCUCUCUCUUGCUGAACGACUCCCCCUUUUCUUGCCCUCAAUUCUACAUCACCGAGGCGACUCCGUUCUCUAGGGAAUUGUCGAAGGCCGUAAUUCGGAACGCAGAAGGCCCUUCCUACGGAGAGAGACAGGAUUUUGAGAUAACAAUUGGUGGAGGAGGGUUGAAAAUAUGGAGCACGACAAGACUGAGUGCCAAACUCCUGAAGCUCCAAUUCUUUGCAUCAACAACUGUGGAUUCUUUGGGAGUGCAGCAACCAUGAACAUGUGCUCCAAGUGCCACCAGGAUCUGAUAUUGAAGCAGGAACAGGCCAAACUGGCAUCAUCAUCCAUUAAUGACAUUGUAAAUGGCAGUGGUAGUAGCAGUGGAGAAGAGCCAAUAGUUUCCGGGAAUGCAGAUGUAGCUGUUGGCCCAGUGGAGCCAAAGACCAUCUCCGCACAUCUGUCUGAUUCAACAGUCAUAAGUGAGGGUGGUGAGACAAAGGUGAAGGUUGGCCCAAAUAGAUGCAGCACUUGUAGGAAGCGAGUCGGGUUAACCGGGUUCAAUUGUCGUUGUGGAAAUCUUUUCUGUGCAACACAUCGCUAUUCUGAGGAGCAUAACUGCCCAUUUGAUUACCGAACAGCAGGCAGGGAUGCUAUAGCCAAAGCCAACCCUGUUAUCAAAACUGAAAAGCUUGACAAGAUCUAGAGACAUGGACAAGAAGGUUGAUGGAAUCUGGGAAAGCUUGUCUUCUGGUCUAUGGCUUCUCGAGUCAUGCUGGCUCCUUGUCUUCAUAGGUGUCCUUUAUUGCCAUAAAUGGAUAGAGGCAUGACGCUGAGGCAUUCUUGUAGCCUGAAUAACUCUGGUUGGGUGCAGAAGGUUUCCAUGUUGGCUAUGGUGUGUAAGCUUUUUAUUUGUGUCGUGGAUGAUUUAGAGUUCUUAUGAUGUGGCUAUCUUUAUGAUAUUCUGUUGUAUCUUCUGUAUUGUGUUUCAGCAGUGAUAGUGCCCUAGUGAUGUGAAUGGUUUAUAUCUUCUUUGUGUUUCAUUACUAUUUUUGUGAAAUGGAGUUACAAGGGAAGAUUGGGGUUCACAUUGAUGUCCUA